UAAAUUUUAAAAUUUAUUGUGUGCGACGCGCGCGAUGACAACACAAUAACAACACGGUUCCCAGCAGUAGUACAGCCGUGCUUGUUCCCGUUUAAAACGCGCAUCUAUACUUAAAUUAGUAGUAAAAUUAAUUUUCAAGAGUGACAAUGAAAAGUUAAAGUUUCAUUUAAUUUAAUUUAAGAAACAUCAUUUCAAGAAUUGCAUUUAGUAGUCAUAACAAUGAAGGAGGUAACAAAGACUAAAAAACCAUGGUUUACAACCCGCGACGUCUUGUGGUAUAUGGUGUUCUCUGGUUUUGCAAUAAACUACAUGCUCCGCAUCAAUUUGAACAUUGCCAUCGUAUCGAUGGUACCUGCAAAACCCCCGAAAGCGGGUCACCUGAGCAGCGAAUGUCUUGUACCAACAACAAAUACCAACACAUCGAAAAAUGGCACGCUGACGACUCCAAGCGUGUAUAGCGCGCCUCCCGAUCAUUCGGAGCAUUUUAACUGGGACGAGUACGAGCAGUCCCUGAUUCUCGGUUCGUACUUUUGGCUAUACUGGUUGACCCAGCUUCCAGGUGGAAUACUGGCCCAAAAGUACGGCACCAAAAUCGUAUUUGGUCUAUCGAAUCUCGCAGGUUGUCUGCUUUGCUUUGUCAUGCCGAUUGCAUCGCACUGGGGACCCAAUUAUUUGAUAUUCGUGCGAAUUCUGCAGGGUUUUGUGACUGGAUUUUCCUGGCCAUCAAUGCAUAAUAUGACAGCGAGAUGGAUUCCACCAAACGAAAGAAGCAAAUUUGUUACGGCGUAUUUAGGGAGUUCGCUCGGCGCCGGGCUGACAUUUCCGAUGUGCGGCUACAUCAUCGCAAAUUACGGCUGGGAGCUAGUUUUUCACGUGUGCGGCAUAAUCGGUUGUGUGUGGUACGUCUUCUGGCACCUUCUCGUCUUCGACACGCCGGCCGAGCAUCCAAGAAUCAGUAAUUCGGAGAAAGAAUUCAUACAGAAAAGCCUCGGACGCAGCGUUUCAACGGAAAAGAAAUUUAUUGGUAUACAAAUGGGCUUAUCGGGCUUUAUUUCCGUCCUUCCCGGAUUCAUCUCGCCGACGAUUGUGGGAGUCCUGACGAACAACAACCAAACAGUCGGACAAUGGCAAAAAGUCUUUUUCAUCGCGGCAGGGAUGCUAAUAGUGCCGGCAAUCACCUACGUGUUGUUCGCCAAAUCCGAGCUGCAGGAGUGGAACGACCCUCUAGACGAGCGCAAGCUGAAAAUCAUCCAGGCUGAACUGGAAGGUCUGCGAGUCGACGGUGAAGCGGACGACCGCGAUCGAGGGAAUACUACAUCAAAGGAAAUCAAACAUCAAGAGGCUACUGCUGAGCAAGAGAAUCGAUAGUCUACGCACAGAAGAACAAUUUCACUCACACACAUGUAAAAAUAGGUAGAAAACAAUAAGAUGUUAAUUUUGGUAAUCAAAUUAAAACGAUAAUCAUUGUUCCACACGUUGUGAAA
Molecule: messenger RNA, 1484 nt
Organism: Dalotia coriaria
Lineage: Eukaryota; Metazoa; Arthropoda; Insecta; Coleoptera; Staphylinidae
Product: sialin-like
Exons: 8
Coding region: 220-1368 (382 amino acids)
Biological process (GO): monoatomic anion transport; transmembrane transport
Cellular component (GO): membrane
Molecular function (GO): transmembrane transporter activity
Source: RefSeq, a predicted model, not a curated record